Molecule: messenger RNA, 1306 nt
Organism: Polychytrium aggregatum
Lineage: Eukaryota; Fungi; Chytridiomycota; Chytridiomycetes; Polychytriales
Product: beta-lactamase-like protein
Exons: 5
Coding region: 188-1222 (344 amino acids)
Source: RefSeq, a predicted model, not a curated record
ACGCCAUCAUCAUCGUGUUGGGCAGCGAGAGACGGACGGACGGAAGCCAUCAUCCUGGAUCAGCGACGGCGCAAUCGCACAUUCACAUUAUACCCGAUGCCGUUUUGCUUCUCUGUUCUCCACCCCAUCCCCACCCGAACGCCUCUCACGGAACUCACAGGGAUACUUGCGUCGCGGCGAAGCGCUGAUGGGCAUGCAGGACCAUCGAAAUGCAAAAAAGAACUUCCAGCGGGCUCUGAGUCUGCUGCAAGACGACGAGCACAUCAAGGAGCGGAUACAGCUUGUGGACAUCUUCGAGGAGGAUGAUCGAAUGGGAUUCCGCCUGCAUCAGCUCUCCGUGGGCAGGCACAUAUGCGAAAAGCGGGCGUUCUUUGCCCCCAUCCAGAACUUGAUCUGGGACUAUGCCCUGCAGAUGAAAAACUACAUCUACAUCAUUGAGCACAAGGCCAGCAAGGAGUGCCUCGUUGUCGACGCUUGCUGGGAUAUCGAUGGCAUCAUCAAGUAUACGGAUCGCUUCGGCCUCAAGAUCGUCGGAGCCAUCGUCACGCACCACCACAUCGAUCAUGUCGGCGGGAUACCCCCUCCGCCUUACGAUCAGUACCGCAUCCGAGUUGAUGGACUUGCCAAGUUGCUUCGAAAGCUCCCCACAAUCAAAGCCUACGUCAACCCCAGCGACAUUCCGCAAGUCACCCAGGCCAACCCAGAGCUCAAGGCCGAGCGGCUCAUCGAGACCUCUGAUGACGCCAUACUGUUCCUCCCGAUGUCGAAAAACGAGAGCAGCAGCGACAGCAACAGCAACAGCAAAAGUGGCCGGCUCCAGUUGGCUGCAGCCGACACGGGCUCAACAGCGACAUCGGAACCCCACCCAGAGUACAUCUCCAUCAAGUUCAUCCACACCCCGGGCCAUACCAUGGGCUCGCAGUGCGUCUUGUUGAACCAGACCCGCCUGUUGAGCGGCGAUACCCUCUUCAUCGGCACGUGCGGUCGGGUGGACUUUAGCGACAGCUCGGUCGAGAAGAUGUACGACUCGCUGUUCAAUAAGCUCACGAAGCUCCCGCCGUCGACAGUGGUGUGGCCGGGGCACUCGUACGGAGGAUCGUUCACGACCAUCGAGGCGGAGACCGCCAACGGCAUCUUGAGCCCAAAAUCCAAGGACGAGUUCAUGGAUCAGUUCUGCAAGGCGCAUGCCAGGAAGCACAGCCCAAACGACAUGAGUCUGUAGAACCCCAGAGAGACCUUUCCUGUGUGCGUUGCAGCUUACGGGCGAUCCAAUAAAAAACGGGACACCCGGGUUUUUGACCAUUCA